UCGUGUUCUUCUUCAGCGGGGGGCCAGCAAAAGGGCCACUUCCGGUUUACCCGGAAAUCAGCGUAAUUCCCAAAGAUGGCGGAACAAGGUCCGAUGGCCAUAGCGAUGCGGCUAAGAAACCAGCUGCAGACCGUCUACAAGCUGGACCCGCUGAGGAACGAGGAGGUGAAGUUAAAGAUCAAGGACCUGAACGAACACAUCGUUUGCUACCUUUGUGCCGGCUACUUCAUCGACGCGACCACCAUCACAGAGUGUCUGCACACAUUCUGUAAGAGUUGCAUCGUGAAAUACCUUCAGACCAGCAAGUACUGCCCGAUGUGCAACAUCAAAAUCCACGAGACGCAGCCGCUGCUCAACCUCAAGCUGGACCGCGUCAUGCAGGACAUCGUCUACAAGCUGGUGCCCGGCCUGCAAGAAAGUGAAGACAAAAGAAUAAAGGAGUUUUAUCAGUCGCGGGGGCUGGAGCGAGUUAUUCAGCCUGCGGGAGACGAUUAUGUAUCCGACACGUCAGGUUUACCGUACACCAGCUUCGACCACUCCAAGGCGCACUUUUACAGAUACGACGAGCAGGUGUCGUUGUGUUUAGAACGACUCAGUUCGUCACUCGCUGGGAAAGACAAGACGAAACUCGUUUUGCAGCAGAAGUUUGUGCGUUGUUCAGUGCGAGCGGAGGUGCGACAUUUACGCAAAGUACUUUGUCAUCGACUGAAUGUGGAAAAACAUCAGGUCCAGAUGUUGUUCAACAAUGAAUUUCUGCCCGAUCACAUGACCAUGAAGCGCUUAUGGUUAUCGCAUUGGUUUGGAAAGGCUCAGCCGCUAGUGCUUCACUACACCAUCAAGGACAAACGUAGCAGAUAGGAUCGACUCCCUUGACUUGAUUUGGACUUUGGCCUUCACCCACACAGCUGUACAUAUUUUGUACAAUACAUAAUUCUAUUUUAAUAAUGGUGUUUGUGUACACAGGCUUAUUUUCCCUCCUUUUUGUAUUUUUGAAGAUAAAUUAAAAAUGUCAAGCAAUCAAA
Syngnathoides biaculeatus (alligator pipefish) is the source of this 1022-nucleotide messenger RNA. It is a transcript of the gene pcgf1, whose product is annotated as polycomb group ring finger 1. Gene Ontology annotation, cellular component: PRC1 complex. The transcript is spliced from 9 exons. The coding region runs from base 76 to 858 and encodes 260 amino acids. Gene Ontology annotation, biological process: negative regulation of transcription by RNA polymerase II. The record is from RefSeq and is a predicted model, not a curated record. Lineage: Eukaryota; Metazoa; Chordata; Actinopteri; Syngnathiformes; Syngnathidae. Gene Ontology annotation, molecular function: promoter-specific chromatin binding.